Messenger RNA from Papilio xuthus (Asian swallowtail), 1898 nucleotides. Its product is annotated as facilitated trehalose transporter Tret1. Gene Ontology annotation, cellular component: membrane. The record is from RefSeq and is a predicted model, not a curated record. Gene Ontology annotation, biological process: transmembrane transport. Bases 368 to 1828 code for a protein of 486 amino acids. The transcript is spliced from 10 exons. NCBI's taxonomy places the organism in Eukaryota, Metazoa, Arthropoda, Insecta, Lepidoptera, Papilionidae. Gene Ontology annotation, molecular function: transmembrane transporter activity.
CAGAGCUUACCAUGUAGAUCGCAGAAUUCUCUAUAAUGUUUGUCUUGUUUUAGUGUCUUGUUUUAAUAAUAUUAUAAUAAAAAUAUGGGUGUUGAUAUGUUACAGUUGGUACUUUUAUGAAAAUGAACUUUGACCUCUUAAUAAGUCUGAGAUAAUUAAUAUAACCUUAUCGUUUGUUUACCUUUUUUGAUUUAUCAUUAUUUUUUCAUUACGGAAAUUUUAGUGAUUUUUCAACAAGUUUUUCAUACUGAAAACGUAAAACGUUUUUCAUAUAAAACGAAAUAAACAAUAAAAUCAUAAUAUUGUAGAAGAAUGGAUUAAACGGCCGUUUUACAUUUAACCAAAAUACUGGCGCAAAUUAAAGAAAAUGGAUCGUGGCAAAGGAGCGCAGUUUCUUGUAGCAUUUUCUGUGUCGCUGGCAACACUGACGAUGGGUGCGUCUUCGGCGUGGCCCACAAUCGUGUUACCGCGUUUUCACCACAACGAAACAAAUGUUCGAGUUACAGAUGAUGUUGCAUCAUGGAUGGUGGCAAUGAGUCCCUUGGGCUUUCUGUCCGGCAGUCUUGUCACUCGGUACAUUUCUGAUAACUUUGGCCGCCGAGUUACUGUGCUAUCAAGUGCAGCACCUAUUGCUCUUGGAACGAUGUUCGUGAUAUAUGCUUCUUAUGGUUGGAUACUGUGUAUUACAAAGUUUCUCUGGGGAUUUGGUACAGGAAUGUUGUCUACCGUAAUAACAAUGUAUUUAGUAGAAAUAUCAUAUAAAGAGCUCAGAGGAUCCUUGAACGUAGUAACAAGAUUUAUGUUUAACUUCGGCAAUUUGCUAGUGAUGUGUGUUGGUCCAUUUUUAUCGUACGAAGUUUUGAGCUAUUCGUUGCUUCCUUUACCUGUGAUAUAUUUUCUCGCUUGUUGGUGGAUACCUGAAUCACCAUAUUACUAUCUGAAGGAAGGUCGUGUGAACGCCGCGAGAAUUGAAUUGGCAAAAUUAAGAAAUUCAGACGUUAAUGCAUUAGAAGAAGAAUUACAGAUAAUGCAAAGCGGUGUUAAGAAUGCAAUGCGUAGUUCAAGUUCGGCAAAAGAACUGUUCACUGGCAAGCAGUACAGGAAAGCCGUGAUUAUAGCUGCGGGCAUGAAAAUGACGCAAAUUCUGACCGGCGGCAUGGCUAUACAACAAUAUUUGAUAGUCAUCGUACAAGAAAGCAAAUUCAAAAUGGCGCCUGCCACUAUAUCCAUUGUGUUCGGAGCUGUCAAGUUUGGCGUCUCUUUGAUAUCAUCAGUUUUCGUGGAUAGGAUUGGACGUCGACCUUUGAUUAUUUACACGCUCCUAAGCACCGGAAUCUCCUACGCAGUUAUCGGCUGUUACUUCUUCUUAUUGGACGUUGUUCAAAUCGAGCACGAAUCACUUAGUCCUUACGGAAUAAUCACAUUUAUUGGUAUCCUAUUAUCAACUGUAGUCUCUACUUUAGGCUUCAACUCUGUCAUAGGAAUUGUUCCCGCGGAAAUCUUCCCUUUAAAUGUAAAAGCGGUUGCUAUGACGUCAUUAAAUAUUCUAGGUGGAUUAUUAGGUUUUGCUGUAGGAAAAGGAUAUCAAGUUAUGAAAAAUUUACUUGGUUUGACUGGAGUUUUUUGGAUUUUUGCGUUCGUGACUUUUAGUGGUGCUGUUUUCACUUAUUUCUUUGUGCCUGAAACACGUGAUAAGAGCUUGCAUGAUAUACAGAUUUUAUUACAAGGUGAUUUAUAUAUAGAUGAUGCGAAGAUAGAUAAAGAUUGUUUAGUAGAGACUGAGUUGACUGAGUUAAACUCAGUUAAAGAUGUUAAGAAUACAUCUUAAUGUAAUAUUAUUAUCUUCAUGGUUAUUUAAAUGACCGUUGGUUUCUGAGACUUAAAACACUUUUAAAAGU